Molecule: messenger RNA, 2292 nt
Organism: Physeter macrocephalus (sperm whale)
Lineage: Eukaryota; Metazoa; Chordata; Mammalia; Artiodactyla; Physeteridae
Gene: MUS81
Product: MUS81 structure-specific endonuclease subunit
Exons: 16
Coding region: 247-2031 (594 amino acids)
Biological process (GO): double-strand break repair via break-induced replication; DNA catabolic process; mitotic intra-S DNA damage checkpoint signaling
Cellular component (GO): nucleus; Holliday junction resolvase complex
Molecular function (GO): 3'-flap endonuclease activity; DNA binding; crossover junction DNA endonuclease activity
Source: RefSeq, a predicted model, not a curated record
UUCCUGUCCCGGGGCGGCGGGAAGGCGAAAGGCGGUAGAGACUGCGCUUGGCAGCGACCACUUAGAGUAGUACAGGGGCGGGGAGGGCAGCAGAAAUCAGUCCUCUGGUUAGUUCCCCGCGUGGGACCACGUGAUUGGAGAGGUCCCGCCCUCCUCCGCCGGAACCAGCUGUUCGAAUCCCGGCUCCAGAACUAGCGGCAUUUCAGUCCUGCCGCCGUGAGGGCUGCGGCUCACGCCCUGGGGCUCAUGGCAGCGCCGGUCCGCCUGGGCCGGAAACGACCGCUGCCCGUUUGCGCCAACCCGCUCUUCGUACGCUGGCUGACCGAGUGGCGGGACGAGGCAGCCAGCAGAGGGCGCCGCACGCAAUUCGUGUUUCAGAAGGCACUGCGCUCCCUACGGCGGUACCCACUGCCCCUGCACAGCGGCAAGGAAGCUAAGAUCCUACAGCACUUCGGAGACGGGCUCUGCCGGAUGCUGGACCGGCGGCUGCAGCAGCACAAGGCAUCAGGUGGUGACCACGCCCCAUGUUCACCACCUGGAGCGAAGAGUCCAGCCCGGGAAAGGCCUGCCAAAGUCCAGGAUCCUUACAUGCCAGGUCCAACCCAGCUCAAAGCAGGAGGCUCUGGCAAGUAUUGGCCAGCUCAGCACUCGGGAGCUCGAGCAGUACUGCUGCUGCUGUACCGGGAACACCUGAAUCCUAGCAGCCACGGCUUCCUAACCAAGGAGGAGCUGCUGCAGAGGUGUGCCCAGAAGCCUCCAAGGGUGGCCCCUGGAAGUGCUCGGCCCUGGCCCGCCCUCCGCUCCCUCCUCCACAGGAACCUGGUCCUCAGGACGCAGCAGCCAGCUAGGUACUCACUGACCCCAGAGGGUCUGGAGCUGGCCCAGAAGCUGGCUGAGUCGGAGGGCCUGAGCUUGUUGAAUGUGGGCAGCGGGCCAGAGGAGCCCCCUGGGGAGGAGCCUGCGGUGCCAGGAGCGGCCUCAGCUGAGCUUGGCGCCAGCGAAGGGAACCUCCAGCAGCCACCGCUGGAGCUGGGGCCUGGAGAGUACAGGGUGCUGUUGUGCGUGGACGUUGGCGAGACCAAGGGGGCGGGACCCGGGUCAGAGCUGCUCCGAGAGCUACAGCGGCUGCACGUGACCCACACGGUGCGCAAGCUGCACGUCGGGGACUUCGUGUGGGUGGCCCAAGAGACCAGUCCCAGGGACCCGGCACGACCUGGAGAACUAGUCCUGGACCACGUCGUGGAGCGAAAGCGGCUGGAUGACCUGUGCAGCAGCAUUAUCGACGGCCGCUUCCGGGAGCAGAAGGUUCCUUCACUGGCCUCACCACCCUCCCUGCCCCGGGGCCUGCUCAGGGGCACUUCUGGGUGGUAUCCAAGCAGAGCUCCCACACCUCCAGCCACACCCCCUCUAAAGCUGCUCCAGGGCGGCCCCGAGUUCCGGCUGAAGCGCUGCGGCCUGGGGCGUCGAGUAUACCUAGUGGAGGAGCACGGCUCGGUGCGUAACCUCAGCCUUCCCGAGGGCACGCUGCUGCAGGCUGUCACCAACACUCAGGUCAUCGAUGGCUUCUUUGUGAAACGCACAGCAGACAUUAAGGAGUCAGCAGCCUACCUGGCCCUGUUGACAAGGGGCCUGCAGAGACUCUACCAGGGCCACACCCUCCACAGUCGCCCCUGGGGAACCCCGGCGGACCCUGAAUCGAGGGCUGGGUCCUCCCCAAACCCUCUCUGCUCGCUCCUCACCUUCAGCGACUUCAACGCGGGAGCCGUCAAGAACAAGGCCCAGUCUGUGCGGGAGGUGUUUGCCCGACAGCUGAUGCAGGUGCACAGAGUGAGCGGGGAGAAGGCGGCAGCCCUGGUAGAUCAGUACAGCACCCCUGCCAGCCUACUGGCCGCCUAUGACGCCUGUGCCACGCCGAAGGAAAAGGAGAUGCUGCUGAGCACCACCAAGUGUGGCCCAAUGCAGAGGAAUCUGGGGCCUGCUCUGAGCAGGACCUUGUCACAGCUUUACUGCAGCCACGGCCCCCUGACCUGAGCUAUGCCACAAGACAGGCCCCCGCCCCCAUCUUCCCAGGCUACGCAGCCCUUUAACCGGGAUCUUUGGGCUACAAUAAAAAUCUUAAGUGUUUGCAGCUUUAUGUGUUGGGAGGAGAUGCCAGGCCCCAGGGAUUUUGUAAGAUAUCCAGGUAGGAACUGGGGAGACCACUGGGUCCAGUUUUUAAACUGAGCUCCUCAGGACCCCUGGGGUUCCCUGGCAGGGCACUGAGACUGCCAGGGAGAUGAAGUCAGAAAGGCG